CGAUAUGGCUACUACUCAACAACCAGGUUCUCUGAACACAUCGAGUGCAGUGUACAUUUGUGCAGGAGCUAUCGUCGAAGGUCUUCCACAUCGCGGCUUCCUCAAGUCUGAGGGCAGAUAUUCGCUCAAGCUUCUCAUAGGGGGCUCCGAGCUCUGGAGAAGCAGACAGAUAACGACGAAGGGGAGCAGAGCGGUUUGGGAUGGCGAACAAGAUAUGGGUAUAUGUUGAUCUGAGCAGGUUUGUACAUGGGGAGCGGUGGGGGGAGUGUAGGGGUGUGCUAGGGCGGGAGUAGGUCAGGGGAGUUGGUCUAGGUGUAAGUGGGCGUCGGUUGGCGAUAUGUGGACUCUUCUGUCAUCCGUGUAGUUUAAGGAUUAAUUUACGAACGCGCUGUUCGCACGCUCAGUAGAUUAGGAGAAGAAUGUAUUUCCC
Molecule: messenger RNA, 430 nt
Organism: Dacryopinax primogenitus
Lineage: Eukaryota; Fungi; Basidiomycota; Dacrymycetes; Dacrymycetales; Dacrymycetaceae
Exons: 2
Coding region: 5-229 (74 amino acids)
Source: RefSeq, a predicted model, not a curated record